Aplysia californica (California sea hare) is the source of this 636-nucleotide messenger RNA. Its product is annotated as protein twist-like. Bases 1 to 636 code for a protein of 211 amino acids. Lineage: Eukaryota; Metazoa; Mollusca; Gastropoda; Aplysiida; Aplysiidae. Gene Ontology annotation, molecular function: protein dimerization activity. The record is from RefSeq and is a predicted model, not a curated record. The transcript is spliced from 2 exons.
AUGCCUCUCCUGAUCAACCCCAUCACCAUGGACCUGUCGAGUUUUCUCUACUCCCACGACCCGCUCCACCACACUAACUCCCGCCACCAUCUGCCUCCGCACCACCCCAGCUACAACCACAUCCACCAGAACCUCAGCCACGUACCAUUAGAGGAGCAGAGCCCAAUCUACACCCCUACGGACCAAUUUCAGCAGGACCUUCAACAGCACCUACAGCAAACACACACGUCAGACCUUACACAUCCACAACAGCUCUACACAAGUUUCAGACUCAGUUACGGUUACUCGCCCAGCCAGUCAUCGUCCUCUUCUACCUCAUCCACAUCUUCCUCGCCUCCGUCCAUGUUGAAUUUGUUGUCCAGCCCGUCCCCAACAGAGAUGCCAGACUACCCGCCCGGAUACGAGCUCAUCAAAACGUCCCGGAAGCGGAAGCGGAAGUGUCAGCAGCAGCAGGUACAGCAGAGGCAGGCGGCCAACAUGAGGGAGAGGAAACGUAUGCAGUCCAUCAACGACGCUUUUGAAGCAACUAAUGGGCAGGUAACCUUUUCAAAAUAUCUCGGUGUGGUUCUGGAGUUAAAGAUGCUGAGAAAUCAGAAAUACUCCUGUCGCAAAUCUGAGUCCAAUUUUGAUGUCUAA